AUGGGUUCCAACGCCUCGGAGAAGCCACAUGCAGUUUGUAUACCAUACCCUGCUCAAGGUCACAUAAACCCAAUGCUAAAAUUAGCUAAAAUCCUUCACUACAGAGGCUUUCAUAUAACCUUUGUCAACACAGAGUACAACCAUGAGCGCCUGCUUAGAUCCCGAGGUCCCAACUCUCUCGAUGGCCUGCCCUCGUUUAGGUUCAAAUCGAUUCCCGAUGGCCUUCCUCCUACUGAUGCCAAUGUCACCCAAGACAUACCUGCCUUAUGUGGUUCCAUUAGAAAUAACUUUUUAGCACCCUUCAGAAGCCUUCUUUCAGAACUCAAUUCUUCGUCAAAUUCCCCUCCUGUUACUUGCAUAAUAUCUGAUUUAGGCACGACCUUCACUCUUGAUGCAACCCAUGAACUUGGCCUUCCAGUAGUCCUCUUCCAGACAGCGAGUGCUUGUACAUUAAUGUGCUACCUUCACCAUGCCCAUCUCAUUGAAAAGGGUAUUGUUCCACUUAAAGAGGCCAGUUAUUUAACAAAUGGCUACUUGGACACUGUAAUAGACUGGUUACCUGGCUUGGGAAGUAUACGUUUGAGGGACAUGCCAACCUUCAUUAGAACCACAGACCCAGAUGAUGUCAUGCUGAGUUUUAUUCUGUAUAUGAUAGAACAAGCUCAAAGAGCGUCUGCUAUCAUUAUUAACACAUUUGAUGCCUUGGAGCAUAAAGUUUUAGAUGCAUUUUCAAGUUUGCUACCACCUGUGUAUUCCAUUGGACCUCUUCAUCAACAACUCAGUCAUAUCCAAGAAGAUGAUGACUCAAAGACUAUCGGGUCAAAUCUUUGGAAAGAAGAACCGGAGUGUCUUGAAUGGCUUGAGUCAAAAGAACCAAAUUCUGUUGUUUAUGUAAACUUUGGAAGUAUCACAGUCAUGACAGAUGAGCAGCUGAUUGAGUUUGCUUGGGGUCUCGCAAAUAGUAACAUGACCUUUUUGUGGGUGAUUAGGCCUGAUCUUGUGGCUGGGAACUCAGCUGUGGUUCCACCCGAGUUUGUAGAAGAGACCAAGGGAAGGAGUUGGUUGGCGAGUUGGUGCCCUCAAGAACAAGUUCUGAAUCAUCCAGCUAUAGGAGGUUUCUUGACACACUGUGGAUGGAACUCUACGGUUGAAAGUCUGUGUGGUGGAGUUCCCAUGAUCUGUUGGCCCUUCUUUGCUGACCAACAAAUAAAUUGUAGGUUCUGUUGCAAAGAGUGGGGUGUAGCCAUGCAGAUAGAGGGUGAUGUUAGAAGGAAUUAUAUAGAAGUCCUUGUGAGAAAAUUAAUGGAAGGACAGGAAGGCAAACAAAUGAGGAAGAAAUCCUUGGAAUGGAAGAAGUUGGCAGAGGAAGCUGUUACUGCACCAAAUGGUUCAUCAUUCUUGAAUUUGAACAAGAUGGUUAACCAGGUGCUUCUUUCUCCUAAAAAUUAGAUUUUAUUAGGGAUCUACAUGGAUAUUUUGUUUUUUUUGGAGGUAUGGGGUGAUGUUCAUUCAUAGAAAUUACAUAGAGAAUCUUGUGAGGAACUUAAUGAAGGGAGAGGAUGGCAAGUAGAUGAGGAAUGAAUGGGAGAAGUUGGCCGAGGAGGCUACCACAGCUCCUGUGGUUCAUCUUUCUUGAACUUGGACAAAAUGGUUAGACAAGUGCCUUUUUCUUAUAAAAAUCAGAUUCGAUUAGAAUCUACUUGCUUGGAUAAUCUAUAUAAUGAUCAUCGUUCUCGUGUAGUGUUGUAAUAAUAAUUAAUAAGCAUGCAAUGGGAAUUUCACUUU
This is a messenger RNA of Fragaria vesca subsp. vesca, 1785 nucleotides long. RefSeq names its product UDP-glycosyltransferase 85A2-like. Bases 1 to 1449 code for a protein of 482 amino acids. The transcript is spliced from 2 exons. NCBI's taxonomy places the organism in Eukaryota, Viridiplantae, Streptophyta, Magnoliopsida, Rosales, Rosaceae. Gene Ontology annotation, molecular function: UDP-glycosyltransferase activity. The record is from RefSeq and is a predicted model, not a curated record.